Jaculus jaculus (lesser Egyptian jerboa) is the source of this 6916-nucleotide messenger RNA. It is a transcript of the gene Prdm10, whose product is annotated as PR/SET domain 10. Gene Ontology annotation, molecular function: protein binding. The record is from RefSeq and is a predicted model, not a curated record. Gene Ontology annotation, cellular component: nucleus. The coding region runs from base 551 to 3979 and encodes 1142 amino acids. The transcript is spliced from 24 exons. Lineage: Eukaryota; Metazoa; Chordata; Mammalia; Rodentia; Dipodidae.
CGGGAUUUUCGUUAUGACUCUUAAAUCUGGGCCUGUCAGUUUGGCUCAACGUUUUUGGUCUCUAGGUACAGCAUGGAGCUUACAAAGUUUAACCAAUCACAUAACACCAAGAUCAGGUUGCCGGGCAGAUUAUGCUAAUGAGACCCCGCCUUUUAUGCUGCUCCCACUCUGCGGCGGGAAGAACCACCUGGAGGCGGCGGGGGGGGUUGAUUUCCAUCACCCCUAGGGAGAGAAGAUCGGGGACCUGCUGAUCUUCCAGCUCCCCUCACCCAACGUCGUAGCUCCCCCCAACAGUCCGGAAGUCACCCACAAAGAGCGGAGAUAAAUCCCUGGUCACCCUUGAGCCACCUGCAGGGAGACACCAGAGAACAGAGAGAUAAGCUUCCUUCCACAAGCCUUCCCCUGAGGAAGACCAAAGAUCAUAGAGGCAUGUUGUAGAGAUCUUUCUGUCCUUCAUGAACACAUGUGUACUGGACAGAUGACUGUACUCCACCCUGGGCUGCUGCUGAUGCUACUGUAGGGGCUCAGACUUGGUGCUAUCCUGCAGAAGAUGGAUUCCAAAGAUGAAAGCUCACACGUGUGGCCAACAUCUGCAGACCAUGAACAGAACACUACACAGGUGCACUUUGUUCCAGAUGCUGGAACUGUGGCUCAGAUUGUCUACACCGAUGACCAGGUUCGUCCACCCCAGCAGGUGGUAUACACAGCAGAUGGUGCCUCCUACACGUCUGUGGAUGGUCCAGAGCACACACUUGUAUAUAUCCACCCAGUAGAAGCUGCACAGACUCUGUUUACAGACCCAGGCCAGGUAGCUUACGUCCAACAGGAUACUACAGCUCAGCAGGUGCUGCCUUCCAUUGAGAGUGUGGAUGGUUCCGACCCUUUGGCAACUCUGCAGAAUCCUAUUGCCAGAUUGGAGGCAAAAGAGGAAGAGGAUGAGGAUGAAGAUGAGGAUAGUGAGGAAGAGGAGGAAGAAGACGCCGAAGACACAGACUUGGAUGACUGGGAGCCAGACCCUCCCCGGCCUUUUGACCCCCAUGAUUUGUGGUGUGAGGAGUGUAACAACGCACAUUCUUCUGUGUGCCCAAAGCAUGGCCCCCUGCAUCCAAUCCCCAACCGUCCUGUACUCACCCGGGCAAGAGCGAGUCUGCCCCUGGUGCUCUACAUAGACAGGUUCCUCGGGGGAGUUUUCUCCAAAAGACGGAUUCCAAAGCGUACCCAGUUUGGCCCUGUGGAGGGGCCUCUGGUGAGGGGUUCGGAGCUGAAAGACUGCUACAUUCAUCUCAAGGUUUCUCUUGAUAAAGGGGACAGAAAAGACAGGGAUCUGCAUGAAGACCUGUGGUUUGAGUUGUCUGAUGAGACUCUUUGUAACUGGAUGAUGUUUGUGCGCCCAGCCCAGAACCACCUGGAGCAGAACCUGGUAGCUUACCAGUACGGCCACCAUGUGUAUUACACAACCAUAAAGAAUGUAGAGCCCAAACAGGAACUGAAGGUAUGGUAUGCUGCAUCCUAUGCUGAGUUCGUGAACCAGAAAAUUCAUGAUAUCUCUGAGGAAGAAAGGAAAGUUCUUCGAGAGCAAGAGAAGAAUUGGCCAUGUUAUGAGUGUAACCGCAGGUUUGUAAGCUCAGAACAGUUGCAGCAGCACCUCAAUUCUCAUGAUGAGAAGCUGGAUGUGUUUACCAGAACACGAGGGAGAGGAAGGGGACGAGGCAAGAGACGAUUUGGCCCAGGUCGACGGCCAGGGCGUCCGCCAAAAUUUAUCCGCUUGGAAAUAACCAGUGAAAAUGGGGAAAAGAGUGACGAUGGGACACAGGAAUUGCUGCAUUUUCCCACAAAGGAGCAGUUUGAUGAACCUGAGCCAGCUCCUCUGAAUGGGCUAGAUCAGCCAGAACAGGCUUCUGUCCCAAUUCCUCAGUUGCCCCAGGUUACCCCAUCACCUUUGGAGCAGGAACCGGAGACACCCACCCUGCAACUUCAGCCACAGCAGGAAGAGAGUACAAUGCCUGCCCAGAGCGCUUUGACAGCAGAUGACAUGCGCAGGGCCAAACGCAUCCGAUUGGAGCUGCAGAAUGCAGCUCUUCAGCAUCUGUUUAUUCGGAAGUCCUUCCGGCCUUUUAAAUGUUUGCAGUGUGGGAAGGCCUUCCGGGAGAAGGACAAACUGGACCAACAUUUGCGCUUCCAUGGGCGGGAGGGGAACUGCCCGUUGACCUGUGAUCUCUGUAACAAGGGCUUCAUCAGCAGCGCCUCCCUGGAGAGCCACAUGAAGCUCCAUUCGGACCAGAAGACGUACUCUUGCAUUUUUUGUCCAGAGUCCUUUGACCGCCUUGAUUUGUUGAAAGAUCAUGUGGCCAUUCAUAUCAAUGAUGGCUACUUCACCUGCCCAACUUGUAAGAAACGGUUCCCAGAUUUUAUCCAGGUGAAAAAGCACGUGCGCAGCUUCCAUUCAGAAAAGAUCUACCAGUGUACCGAGUGUGAUAAGGCCUUCUGUCGGCCCGACAAACUGAGACUGCACAUGCUCCGGCAUUCAGACCGCAAAGACUUCCUGUGUUCCACCUGCGGGAAACAGUUUAAGCGAAAAGACAAACUCCGAGAGCACAUGCAAAGGAUGCACAACCCUGAGAGGGAGGCCAGGAAAGCCGACCGCAGCAGCCGCUCCAAGACCUUCAAACCCCGUGUCACGUCCACUGACUACGACAGCUUCACAUUCAAGUGCCGCUUGUGCAUGAUGGGCUUCCGGCGGCGAGGCAUGCUGGUAAAUCACUUAUCAAAGAGACAUCCGGACAUGAAGAUAGAAGAGGUGCCGGAGUUAACCCUACCCAUUAUAAAACCCAACCGGGACUACUUCUGUCAGUAUUGUGAUAAGGUGUACAAGAGUGCCAGCAAGCGGAAAGCCCAUAUUCUGAAGAACCACCCAGGAGCUGAGCUUCCACCAAGCAUUCGGAAACUUCGUCCUGCCGGCCCGGGAGAACCAGACCCCAUGCUGAGCACCCAUACCCAGCUAACAGGCACCAUUGCCACCCCUCCUGUCUGCUGCCCACACUGCUCCAAGCAAUACAGCAGUAAGACCAAGAUGGUCCAGCACAUUCGAAAGAAACAUCCAGAAUAUGCCCAGCUCUCCAGCACUAUCCAUACACCCUUGACAACAGCUGUGAUCAGUGCCACCCCGGCAGUCUUAACAACAGAUAGUGCCACUGGAGAAACUGUGGUGACAACAGACUUGCUAACCCAAGCAAUGACAGAACUGUCCCAGACUCUAACAACAGAUUACCGAACGCCACAAGGUGACUACCAGAGGAUUCAGUAUAUCCCUGUGUCGCAGUCUGCUUCUGGUCUCCAGCAGCCUCAGCAUAUACAGCUCCAAGUGGUUCAGGUGGCGCCGGCCACUUCCCCACACCAGUCUCAGCAGUCCACUGUGGAUGUUGGCCAACUCCAUGAUCCUCAGACCUUCACGCAGCAUGCCAUUCAGGUGCAACACAUCCAGGUCACGGAGCCCACCACUGCAGCCCCAUCAUCUGCCCAGGUAGCUGGGCAGCCAUUAAGCCCCUCUGCUCAGCAGGCACAACAGGGGCUCAGCCCCUCCCAUAUGCAAGGCAGUUCUUCCACCCCAACGCAGGCUGUGCAGCAGCCCCAGCAGCAGCAGAAUUCCUCUGUACAACACACAUACCUCCCCAAUGCCUGGAAUUCCUUCCGUGGUUAUUCAUCUGAGAUUCAAAUGAUGACACUUCCCCCAGGUCAGUUUGUUAUAACAGACAGUGGUGUGGCAACUCCUGUUACUGCUGGCCAAGCAAAAGCUGUGACUACGGGUCAUUAUGUAUUAUCAGAAAGUCAACCGGAAUUGGAGGAAAAGCAAACUGCCCUCUCUGGUACAGUCCAGGUUCAGCCUUCUGCACACAGCGACUCCCUGGACUCCCAGACCACACAGUACAUCACCACCAGCAAUGGGAGUGGAAGCAGUGAGGUGCACAGCACUAAGCCCUAGCGCUCUCCCUGCAGCUGGGUGCAAGCUCUCACAUCAUGGCUUUUCUCCCUCGUGAACUGAAGCUUCUGAUGCCUCGGCCUUUCUUUAACAUUUAUUGCUCACUCCAGAGUUGGGAAACUACAGUUUUGACACACAUGACAGGGGUCAUUUUGCCAAGGUCAUUUUUACCAAAUUGACUCUUCAAGCCCUUGGGGUUUCUGCCAUGGAAUGUAGAUCUUUCAGGGGAAAGUAGAUUUCAAGAUGGAGCAAUUUUGCCUUGCACUUGAGCUGGAUUUCAAGCACACUGACAAGUCUUACUUUCUUGUUGUGAUAAUAUUAAGCGGCAUAUUGUGUUCAUACCAAAGGAUAUACUAAGUCCAUAGUCAUUGAACAGAAUUGUCAUCAAAGGAGGACCAUUUCAUAGAUGUGAAUUGGGUCAGGACUGCUUUAUGUUGUGCAUUUGAAUUUUCAGUAAUUUAACAAAGGCAGCUUUUGUGGGGGAAAAGUGAAAAUAAUGAGACAAAAUUUUGACACUGGUUUUCUGUCAUCUAAAUUUGUCUUAUUCCUGAUUCCUGUCAUCUCUCACUCCUCCCCUGUCUCCUAUCUUCUCUUUCUUGCCCUACCACCCAUAUGGGUCUUGCUGUGCUGCCCAGUGUAGGUGAGCUCCUGGCCUCCUCAGGUUAUCUUCCUGCCUCAGCCUCCCAGGUAGCUGGGACUAUAGGUAUGUACCACCAUGAUGGUGGGUUUUAAACUUUCCUAUUUUGGAAAACCCCUUGGGCACUUGGUAGUACUUUCCACAGAUGCUGUCCUUGGCAAAUCAGACAGAACAUGAUGGUUCCUACUUUUAGUGUUCCACACGCCUGCAAUCCCAGAAAAGGAAAGGUUCCUCAAAGUCAGCAGAAUUUAAACCCCUGCAUUAACGCUUUGCCUCCUAGUCUCUGGUUGUAGUUGUAUUUAAGGAGAUACUGGUUGUAAGAAAAAGUACUAGGUGUGUGUGUGUGUGUGUGUGUGUGUGUGUGUGUAUGUAUAUGUAUAUGUAUAUGUAUAUGUAUACACACACACACACACACACACACGCCUCACCCCCAGACAAAGAGACAGACGAACUGAAAUUCUAUUACCAUUUGUUGGUAAGGGAUGAACUACUUGCUCUUACUAGGCAUAUUUUUAACAACUCCCCUCCCCCACUGCUAGGGGUCAAACCCAGGGCCUUGUGCAUGCUAGGCAGGUACUCCAUCACUGAGCUACCACUGCAACCCCUACAUUGAACCCUUGUUCACAGCAUUCGGUGUAUUUUAGUACUUUUAAUGCUAUCUUAAAAUGAACAUUCUUUAAAGUUGGAUGGAAAGGUGGUCUUUCUUAUUUCUAACCAUUUUUAACUUUAAAUAUAUUGUAACUCAUCCAGACUUUUGUGAGAUGACCAACUUCUCACUUAGGGGAAAAUAACAAUGUGGGACCGUUUGUAAUUCAUGAGGUAACUGAAGGAUCUGAAUGAACACUACCCUCUUAGGAGAGGAGACUCAACUUGCUUUGCUAAUGGUCUGUGUACUAUGUGUUCCUGUUUGGGAAUCGUGUUGCUGUGAAUCCAGUGGGGAAAAGUAUUUCCCUUCUUUUUACUGUAUGUCCCAACUGUACCCAUAAAACAUCUCAAAAGUCAGUAGGUAUUUUAACAACUUUUGUUAUAUACAUUUUUAGAAUAAUUACUGUAUAGUGAUUUUAUCACUCCAGAUCAGAAAGAUUUAAGUUCAUUUCAAAUAAAGUUAACAAAUUCUUUUACUUUUCUUUCUGAGUGAAAACUGGUUCUAUGAAUUAAGAAGUAUAGUAGCUUCUUUAUGGUACACAUGGCUUUUUGGCAAAUAGGCAGUUCUUUUGAACUGACUUUAUUAAUAUGUAGAUAUUAUACUUUAUUUUUAAGACCUUAUUUGAUAGUUAUGUCUAGCAAUUUGGGCAUUAAGAGAACUUGAGAAAGUUGUCUAAAAAUUGUGUGGAAACUGAAAAUGGACUCUAUGUCUUUGGCAAUAAACAGGAAACAAUAGUUCAAGAAAAUGUUGAUCCUGAGUUCCCAAAUACAUAGUGUGGUUCCCAGAGCACCACCAUGUGAUGACUGUAAAUACCCUAAAGUCUAGUCUAGAGAGGCUUGCUAGGGUGAGGAAUUACACUGGACUUCCGCAAAGGUCCAGGUUUAGUUUUUGUAACUUAAAUUUGGCAUGUUGGGUUCUUUUUAAUUUGAACUAUCAAGGUAUCCCCCCAUCUCAGGAAUAACCUAGUGAUUAAAAUAAAAACUAAUCACUGAAUGGAAUGUUCAUUUUAUACCAGCUAUUUUUAAGUUCUCAAAUCUACAGAGGAAAAUACUGUUGAAGAGCCUUUUCAUUUUUCUCUCUUCUAAGUUUCUCCUCUCCUUUUUGUUCUUUACGUGGAAUAAAUAAAUACUAUAACUUAUGUGUCAUCAUCCAGAGAUGUAAGUGACAAUGAAGACAGUUCCACUUUAAGAUCAGGCACAUUCAUCCCAAGGUAAUAGAUUUCAAAAGGACUUGGAUUUGAAGAGAUGGCUGAUUAUUAUCCCUUUGAAGACCCAAUUUUGGAAAAAAUGUGUGUAGCCAAUUUUUAUAUGGUGGUCUCCUCCAAACACCUUGACACCAGAGACUACAUUCAGUACAGUGUGAAUAUUGUGGAGUGGGCUGGAUAUAGAUUUUACAUUUGUAUUAUUUAAUUUGUGCCCAGAGAAAUGGACAUUUUAUCAUGUAAGAUUUAUGUUCUUCUGGAAAGACUUUCUGUUUUGAUGUUCUUGAAUUAUUUUCAGACCUGGAAUUAUCCUUUCAAAAAAAGUUUUAAAAUUUCUACAGCUGAAAAGCACUUCAUGCAAUUGUAAAGCUGACCCAGUGAUUGAAAAUGUUGACCUUGUCCUGUUAUUUAAAUGUGAACAUUUAUUGUACAGUCAGUGAGAUAUAGUGUUAAUAG